Messenger RNA from Pezoporus flaviventris, 2301 nucleotides. It is a transcript of the gene PLA2G15, whose product is annotated as phospholipase A2 group XV. The coding region runs from base 209 to 1465 and encodes 418 amino acids. Gene Ontology annotation, cellular component: lysosome. The transcript has 6 exons. Lineage: Eukaryota; Metazoa; Chordata; Aves; Psittaciformes; Psittacidae. The record is from RefSeq and is a predicted model, not a curated record. Gene Ontology annotation, biological process: phosphatidylcholine metabolic process; ceramide metabolic process.
GCAGGCACUCCCACGCCAUACCCCGCCCGACCUCAGCUGCUCGGAUUCUCCGCAAUCGGCUGGCGACGCCUGCGGGGCGGGGCCGGCUGCCGGCGGGGCGGACCGGACCGGGCCGUUUUCUGUCCGGGCCGGGCGGUGGGGCCGUACUCCGGCAUCUCCGACGGGGUGCGGUGUGCGGCUGCUGGCCCCGGGGUUAUGUGCUAGGGUGAUGGUCCUGCCGGCUGGCGCCAGGCUUCUCCCGCGCUCGGGAGGGAACCCGUUCCUCAGCCUCCUCCUCUUGCUGCUGCUGCUGCUCUGCCCCGGCGGUGGGUGCCUGCCUCGCCGCCGGCCCGCGGGGCCGCCCGUGGUGCUGGUUCCAGGAGACUUGGGCAAUCAGCUGGAAGCAAAGUUAGAUAAACCAUCCGUAGUGCACUAUCUCUGCUCUAAGAAGACAGACAGUUAUUUUACACUCUGGCUGAAUUUAGAAUUGCUUCUUCCUGUCAUCAUUGACUGCUGGAUUGAUAACAUCAGGCUGGUAUACAAUCGAACAAGUAAGAUUACAGAGCCACCAGAUGGGGUAGAUAUCAGAGUCCCAGGUUUUGGGCAGACAUUUUCUUUGGAGUUCCUUGACCCAAGUAAAAGGAGCGUUGGCAGUUACUUUUAUAUGCUGGUCCAGAGUUUAGUAGACUGGGGCUAUAAACGUGAUGAAGAUGUAAGAGGAGCACCUUAUGACUGGCGAAAGGCACCAAAUGAGAACAGAGACUAUUUUGUGGCUCUUCGUAAGAUGAUAGAGUUAAUGUAUGAGCAGUAUGGAAGGCCGGUUGUCUUAAUUGCCCACAGUAUGGGUAACAUGUACACCCUCUACUUCCUCAACAAUCAGACUCAAGAUUGGAAAGACAAGUACAUAAAGGAUUAUGUGUCAUUAGGUGCUCCAUGGGGAGGAGUGGCUAAAACUCUCCGUGUGCUGGCUUCAGGUGACAACAACAGAAUACCUGUUAUCAGUUCACUCAAGAUCAGAGACCAGCAGAGAUCAGCUGUUUCCACUAAUUGGAUGCUCCCGUACAACUACACAUGGCCUCCAGAUAAGGUCUUUGUAAGAACACCUACAGCUAAUUACACUCUUAGAGAUUACCAGAAAUUCUACAGGGACAUCAAUUUUGAAGAUGGCUGGCUCAUGAGACAAGACACUGAACCCUUGGUCUACCAGAUGACACCACCUGGUGUGCGCAUACACUGUCUUUAUGGUACUGGCGUGGAAACACCCGAUUCCUUCCAUUAUGAAAGUUUUCCAGACAAAGAACCCAAGAUCUUUUACAGUGAUGGGGAUGGUACAGUAAACUUACAGAGUGCCUUGCAAUGUCAAAAGUGGGUGAACAUGCAAAAACAGAAAGUGGUGGUAUUUGAGCUUUCAGGAAAUGAGCAUAUUCAGAUGCUAUCCAAUGAUACUACAAUCUCCUAUGUGAAAAAGCUGCUUUUUGAUUUGUGACACCUUGUGUUACUUUCCUCACCUGUGAUGCCUUCCCUUAAAUAUGGGGAAAAUGCCUUUUAAUCUCUUGGUAUUUAGAUAUUUGAAUUAUUUAUUUUGUGGGGAUUUUUUUUAAGGCUGUGUUUGAGAAGUUGUUUGGUGUCCGAAAUGAUUGUCUCUGAUUUGUGCUUAUGAUGCUUCAUGGUAUUUUCACAUUCUGCAGAUUUGGUCAAAUAAGCGUUUUGGUGCCUCUGGUGUUUGCGUCCAGUAUUAUACAACCUUUCACUUGGAGAUUGUGCAGCCCGUGCACAUACUACGUAGUAUCAGAUGCCUGAGUUCCUUUGGGUGACUGUGUAUUUGCAGGGUUUGGAGUGAGAGGGCUGGGAAAGGCUGCAGGUUCAGAUGCCCAUAAAACAAGAUAAUAAUACUACCAAUUGAGAAGCACAGUAAACUUUUAAAAAGGUCUUCCAUAUUUUCAUUCACAGUUUCCAGUACUUUAGUUUGUAAGUGUGCACAUCUACUGGGUAAAAUAGGGAAGACCUCUGGCUGGUACUGUAUUACCUUUGUCAUAAUCCAGACUUGCUUUUAUUGCAGCUUUUGGGAAGAGAGAGAGAUGUGUGAAUGACUUCAAUUUCUUAAAUACUUUUAAAUUUUUUUUUUUUCCUUUUUAAGAAGGAGAAAUUGUUUGCUCAUGAACUUCUAGAGCCUGAUUACGUAAAAUCUGAAGUCUGAGGAAUUCUCACCUUGUGCUUUAUUUAUCAUUGAGGGAAAGAAGCUGAACAGUGGUUGGUGCUUGCAAUAGCCUUAGCUGUGUGGAGUAGUAGAUAAAUUAAAGCUAAUUGAAUGCUGUCGAACAA